This is a messenger RNA of Penicillium odoratum, 459 nucleotides long. RefSeq lists its product as uncharacterized. The transcript has a single exon. NCBI's taxonomy places the organism in Eukaryota, Fungi, Ascomycota, Eurotiomycetes, Eurotiales, Aspergillaceae. The record is from RefSeq and is a predicted model, not a curated record. Gene Ontology annotation, molecular function: catalytic activity. The coding region runs from base 1 to 459 and encodes 152 amino acids. Gene Ontology annotation, biological process: nucleoside metabolic process.
AUGGCCAAUGGGCCAUGUCAGGGGCUCGGCAAGGAUGCCGUCACCGUGGGAUGGAUCUGUGCUCUUCCAAUCGAGCUGACCACGUCCGAGGGGAUGCUUGAUGAUGUUUACCCGGCGCUUGAACAGGUGCAAGGUGAUGAGAAUAUCUAUACACUAGGUCGUAUUGGGCAACACAACAUCGUCAUCGCUUGGCUCUCCGCUGGCAGUACAGGAAUUGCGCCUGCUGCGAAAGUCGCAAAAGACAUGCUUCGUAGCUUUCCUCAAAUCCGAUUCAGGCUGAUGGUCGGUAUCGGAGGUGGGGCUCCCAGCGUGAACCCAGACAUUAGACUUGGCGAUAUUGUUGAUGGUGUCCCAGAUAGAGAACUUGGCGAGGAGUCACGAACAUUUGCUGCGAGACAAGCUACUCACACGACGCGCAGGUGGCGUGGUGAAAUUCGAUCGCGGAAAGACCGUGCAUAG